Caenorhabditis auriculariae is the source of this 1127-nucleotide messenger RNA. NCBI's taxonomy places the organism in Eukaryota, Metazoa, Nematoda, Chromadorea, Rhabditida, Rhabditidae. The record is from the annotation of a GenBank genome assembly.
AUGCCCAUCCAAGAUUUCGACAAAUAUGACCUGCUCGGUGUCGUCGCCGUCUGGAUCAUCUUCUUCAUCGUCAUCGGUCUGAUUUCCGUCACCUGCCUCAAUUUCUGCUGCAUUCACAAGAACGAUGACGUCACCGUCCUGGAAAAGGUUCGUUUUUUCGAGAUUUUUUUUUAUUCCAGUUUUUCGGGAAGGUUUUUUUCCUGAAAUCUUAUCAAUAGAACUGCACACAAGGUUUCCAAAAGCGAUAUGAAUACUGAAAAAAAUGGGCACAAAAGGGUCUAAAAAUUGGAAAAAAAUUGAAGAAAAAUCUAGAAAAACCGAUUCGAGUUUUUUUGUAAUGGUUUUCCUAAAAAUGAAAAACACCUUCAGAAACUAUAACUUUUUGAAAAAAUCAAUCUAAUUGGUUCAAAUUCGUAUAAAUUUGCGAAAAAAACGACCGAAAAAUCUGAAAAAAAUGACGUCACAUUUAAUGCAUUAAAAUCAAUAAUGACGUCAGAUUUUUUGAAAAUUUCAAUUUUUCUAAGAAUUGUUCAAAAUUAAAUCUUAUAGGAAAGGUAAAAUGAGCUUACACACUUCCCAAAAAAAAAAAAAUGGACAAUCAAAAAAAAAGUAGGAGAAAAAAAUAGCCGCAAUCUUUCAAUACAUAUGCGCUCCAUGGAUAAAUUUUUAAAAAAACCUUAUUUUUUUGAUAAUGAAUGAAUUGAACCUAAAGACUCACUCACUACAAAAAUUCUGAAAAAGCUGCGAAAAUAGCUAGAAAAAAUGGCCACGACCAGCUGAAACAUAUGCGCUCCACGGAUAAAAUUUUCAAAAAGCUGAUUUAUCGACUAUAAAAAGAAAUUGAACCUAAAACCCUCCCAACAAAAAUCCUGAAAAAAGCUGCAAAAAGAGCUCAAAAAAUAGCCGUGAUCAGUUGAAACAUGUGCGCUCCAUGGAUAAAUUUUCAAAAAAGCUGAUUUUUCUUCAAAACUUGGUUCUUUUCGUCUUUCGAAUAGCUUUCACAGUCUAAAAAUCAAUUUUUUUUCCAGUGGGGACAUCGAAAACGACUGGGGAUCCGAAUGGGACCUCAUCGGCCUUCGGUGAUCGCCCGCCAAGUGGCAUUGGAGGGCUUCAAGCGGGACAUUUGA